Molecule: messenger RNA, 1295 nt
Organism: Diceros bicornis minor
Lineage: Eukaryota; Metazoa; Chordata; Mammalia; Perissodactyla; Rhinocerotidae
Gene: KLK9
Product: kallikrein related peptidase 9
Exons: 5
Coding region: 1-825 (274 amino acids)
Biological process (GO): proteolysis
Molecular function (GO): serine-type endopeptidase activity
Source: RefSeq, a predicted model, not a curated record
AUGGCUUACCUUAAAGAAGCUAGGACGGCCGGCCGAGUGCAGGCUGGAGGACCCAGACACCCGGCGGUCAUGAAGCUGGGGUUCGCCUGUGCUCUGCUUUCUCUCCUGGCAGGGCACAGCUGGGCAGACAUCCGAGCCAUUGGGGCCGUGGAAUGCCGCCCCAACUCGCAGCCCUGGCAGGCCGGCCUCUUCUACCUCACCCACCUCUUCUGUGGGGCGUCCCUCAUCAGUGACCGCUGGCUGCUCACAGCUGCCCACUGCCGCAAGCCACAUCUGUGGGUCCGCCUCGGGGAGCACCAUCUCUGGAAAUGGGAGGGUCUAGAGCAGCUGUUCCGAGCCACAGACUUCUUCCCGCAUCCUGGGUUCAAUGAUGACCUCAGCGCCAAUGACCACAAUGAUGACAUCAUGCUGAUCCGUCUGCCCAGACAGGCACGGCUGGGACCUGCUGUGCAACCCCUCAACCUCAGCCAGACCUGUGUCUCUCCAGGCACCCAGUGCCUCAUCUCAGGCUGGGGGGCCGUGUCCAGCCCCAAGGUGCAGUACCCGCUCACGUUGCAGUGUGCCAACAUCAGCAUCCUGGAGUCCAAACUCUGCCGUCGGGCAUAUCCUGGCCACAUCUCGGACAGCAUGAUCUGUGCCGGCCUGUGGGAGGGGGGCCGGGGCUCCUGCCAGGGUGACUCUGGGGGGCCCCUGGUUUGCGACGGAACCCUGGCAGGUGUGGUAUCUGGGGGCGCCGAGCCCUGCUCCAGACCCCAGCGCCCCGCCGUCUAUACCAGCGUUUGCCACUACGUGGACUGGAUCCGAAAGACCAUGGAGGACAACUGAGCCCUCGAUCUUUGGACGAUAAGAGAGGGUGGGUGCAGAGCAGGGAGGAACAGCCGCGUUCCAGCCUCAAUGGUCUCCGCCCUUGGCCUCAGCUGCCCUGGAGACACCUUCUGGACAUUCAGGCUCGGACCCUCGGAAUGGAGCAGGGAGACACCUGCGCCUCUCGUGGCCGGGUGUCUAUGACGUCACCAAGAACUGGCACCACCCGGCGAAAGAGCAUCACCUCGUGGCUCUGCCCGGGUGUGAAAUGCACCAAAUAGCUCUGCCCCUCGGAACUUUGUCCAAUGAGACUUCGCCCCUGCACUCCGCCUCCUGUUGCCCCGCCUCCUCCGCCAGAGACCCCGCCCCCUUGACGUCAGGGGGCGGUACCUUCCCCCACGUGGAGCUCCAGCAGUACCGGGCUCCGCCCCAUGUGGCCCCGCCCCAGGCGUGUCCCGGGUUUGAAUUGUGGCGGGGACCAGACUGGGAGA